GAUGUGAAGCAUUUAUAAUUUAUAUGUUGUUUUCGACUUUUAAGUUGUAACUGUAUAGUUGUACAAACAAAUUUAAAAAACAAUUUUCAACUGUGUAAAUAGUGAAUAUAAAAAUUAUGGUUAAUUGUGUUAAUUAGUAAUACGUUUGAUUGGAAACCAUUCGUGUCAAACUGGUUUUAGUAAAAAAAAAAGAUUAAAUCGUGUAUUAUAUCAAUAUAAUAAAAUAAAUCAUCUCAAAAAGAAUACGACAGAUCCAACAUGCGAUUUAACAACAAAGAAAUGAUUCAUAUUAGUCAUUCUAAUCCUGUUCUUGAAGGACGGAUGUCCUAUGCAAAGUUGUCCAAUGGAUAUGCAACUAAAGGUUUCAAGGAAAGAUGGUUUCGACUCAAGUACAACCUAUUAUUUUACUUUAAAAUAAAUGGAUUUGGGCAAGUUGAUUUACAUCAACCAGCCGGUGUUUUUGUUUUGGAGAAUUCUAUUGUAAGACUUGAGAAUAAUAUGCCAGGAACAUUAUUUUCAUUUUCUCUUUCAUUUAAAGAUGAACCAGAUAAAAAGUACAUUAUUUCUAGUCAAUCUGAGGAUCAUGUUCAUCAGUGGAUCAAAUGUAUUCAAUGCUCAACAUACGAAUAUAUGAGGACUCGAAUGACGACGAUACAAAAAAAAAUCGUGGAGCUUACCGGAAGAGAUCCGCUUUUGAUGUAUCCGGAGGAAGGGAAGAAAAUUGGCCGGACGAAUAGAUCGGUGGCGGAUGGAGACGAUAGUGAUUUAUUUUUCAACUUGCCGACGGAUCCACUCCCUCCACCUAGACACAAACAUGAUGCCUGCAAAACGGCGGAAUCGAAUCUAAUCGAAUUGUAAAGAAUCGUGUCUGUAAGUAGGUAUGUUAUGCGUGUAUGCAGCGAAGGGGUUGUUUGUUGUU
Messenger RNA from Melanaphis sacchari, 919 nucleotides. Its product is annotated as pleckstrin homology domain-containing family J member 1-like. Gene Ontology annotation, cellular component: recycling endosome; early endosome; trans-Golgi network. Bases 259 to 858 code for a protein of 199 amino acids. The record is from RefSeq and is a predicted model, not a curated record. Gene Ontology annotation, biological process: retrograde transport, endosome to Golgi; receptor recycling; endosome organization. NCBI's taxonomy places the organism in Eukaryota, Metazoa, Arthropoda, Insecta, Hemiptera, Aphididae. The transcript has 5 exons.